This is a messenger RNA of Priceomyces carsonii, 942 nucleotides long. RefSeq lists its product as uncharacterized. Lineage: Eukaryota; Fungi; Ascomycota; Pichiomycetes; Serinales; Debaryomycetaceae. The transcript has a single exon. The record is from RefSeq and is a predicted model, not a curated record. Bases 1 to 942 code for a protein of 313 amino acids.
AUGGGUGACAAUGUUACCAAGAGACUAGUAAUUAAAGCGUCGAAUUCCUAUGAAGAGAAUUUUAGAGUUGUACCCGUCAACACUAACUAUCCUCUCGAGAUCGAGUCGGAUAUUGGUGUAUUUAGUCUCGUUGUCGGUAUAAAGAACUUCGACGGAUCCAAACCUCACUUGAACAACAGUUUGAAAAACGUGGGGGAUAAGACUUACUUGAAUGGUGACUCAUAUGACCCUGGAAAUGUGUAUCCUGAAGAAGAACAACCAAACUUGAGACUAAAGGUACAUUUUAGACCUAAGUAUCCUAUAAAAGGUUCGGAGUUGAUAUUUGGAAAUGAUUUUACGGUUCCUAUUCGCGACUACGUACCAACGUCUUUACUAGCUACUGGAUUGAAGUUUUUCAAUUGGUUCAUUAACAAUACCGUGAAAGGUGAUGUUUACAAUGAUAAGCCUUACCUUUACGGCUUAGCGUUAAAUAGCUUCUCCUACGUGUCAAUUGACAAUGUUUUCCUGGAGUCGGAUAGUGAUGAACCCAAAACGGUCGAAAAGCGGGAUAAAGGAGCCAAAAUCACCGACACUACUAACUUUGCUGAGAACUUGAAUAGAAAUAUCGAUAACAUACUCAAAAUUCCGGAAACAUCCAUCGCCCGAAAGAGGUUCUUCACGUCGCUUUCAAAUUGUGAAAAUUUUGUUUUUAAUGAAAACUCUAAUUAUGUGUUCCAAUUUGACACAAAUUUUUUGAAGUUGGCUAAUUCUGAUUAUUGUGUGAGUAUUCCGACUUUUGGAAACAGAACUUUUGAUAUUAAUGUCCUAAGUUAUGCUAAUGAAAAACUAAACAAUUUCAAUUGGAUCAUUAAGCAGGGUGGAUAUGAAGGUGUAGGACAUGGUAAGCUAGGUUUAACUGUAAAUUUCGCGUUAUUAGAUGAAGAUUAUAGUAAUUUAGAUUAG